UUCAACAGCUUGGAGCAGCUGUGCAUCAAUUUCACCAAUGAGAAACUGCAACAGUUCUUCAACCACCACAUGUUCGUGCUGGAACAGGAGGAGUACAAGAAGGAAGGCAUUGAAUGGGAAUUCAUUGACUUUGGGAUGGACCUGGCUGCCUGCAUUGAGCUCAUUGAAAAGCCCAUGGGCAUCUUCUCCAUCCUGGAAGAGGAGUGCAUGUUCCCCAAGGCAACUGACACCUCUUUCAAGAACAAGCUCUAUGACCAGCAUCUGGGCAAGUCCAGCAACUUCCAGAAGCCCAAGCCAGCCAAAGGCAAGGCUGAGGCCCACUUCUCCUUGGUGCACUACGCUGGCACAGUGGACUACAACAUCACUGGUUGGCUUGAGAAGAACAAGGACCCCCUGAACGAAACUGUCAUUGGGUUGUACCAGAAGUCAUCUGUGAAGACACUGGCCUUACUGUUUGCCAACUAUGGUGGAGCAGAAGCAGAGGCUAAUGGUGGUGGUGGCAAGAAAGGUGGCAAGAAGAAGGGUUCUUCAUUCCAGACUGUCUCAGCUCUUUUCCGGGAGAACUUAAAUAAGCUGAUGACCAACCUACGGAGUACUCACCCUCAUUUUGUCCGCUGCAUCAUCCCAAAUGAAACAAAAACACCGGGUGCCAUGGAGCAUGAACUGGUGCUGCACCAGCUGCGCUGUAACGGCGUGCUGGAGGGGAUCAGGAUUUGCAGGAAAGGAUUCCCCAGCAGGGUCCUCUAUGCAGACUUCAAACAGAGGUACAAGGUGCUUAAUGCCAGUGCCAUCCCCGAGGGACAGUUCAUUGAUAGCAAGAAAGCUUCUGAGAAGCUUCUUGGGUCAAUUGAUGUGGACCACACCCAGUACAAAUUUGGUCACACCAAGGUGUUCUUCAAAGCUGGGCUGCUGGGACUCCUGGAGGAGAUGAGGGAUGAGAAGCUGGCACAGCUCAUCACUCGCACACAGGCCAGGUGCAGGGGCUUCCUGAUGAGAGUGGAGUACCAGAGAAUGGUGGAGAGGAGAGAGUCCAUCUUCUGCAUCCAGUACAACGUUCGUGCAUUCAUGAAUGUCAAGCACUGGCCCUGGAUGAAGCUGUUCUUCAAGAUCAAGCCCCUGCUGAAGAGUGCAGAGUCUGAGAAGGAGAUGGCCAACAUGAAGGAAGAGUUUGAGAAGACCAAGGAAGAGCUUGCAAAGUCUGAGGCCAAGAGGAAGGAGCUGGAGGAGAAAAUGGUGAAGCUGGUGCAGGAGAAAAAUGAUCUGCAGCUCCAAGUGCAGGCUGAAGCAGAUGCUUUGGCAGAUGCUGAGGAAAGAUGUGACCAGCUCAUCAAAACCAAAAUCCAGCUGGAAGCCAAAAUUAAGGAGGUGACAGAACGGGCUGAGGAUGAGGAGGAAAUUAAUGCUGAGCUGACAGCCAAGAAGAGGAAACUGGAGGAUGAAUGCUCAGAGCUGAAGAAAGAUAUAGAUGACCUGGAGUUAACGUUGGCUAAGGUUGAGAAGGAAAGGCAUGCCACUGAAAACAAGGUGAAAAACCUCACAGAGGAAAUGGCAGGCUUGGACGAGACAAUUGCCAAGCUGACAAAAGAGAAGAAAGCCCUCCAAGAGGCCCAUCAGCAGACACUGGAUGACCUGCAGGCUGAAGAGGACAAAGUCAAUACACUGACCAAAGCUAAAACCAAGCUGGAGCAGCAAGUGGAUGAUCUGGAAGGGUCCCUGGAGCAAGAGAAGAAGCUGCGCAUGGACCUUGAGAGAGCAAAGAGGAAACUUGAAGGAGACCUGAAGUUAUCCCAUGAUAGCAUAAUGGAUUUGGAAAAUGAUAAGCAGCAGCUGGAUGAGAAACUGAAGAAGAAAGACUUUGAAAUCAGCCAAAUCCAGAGCAAAAUUGAGGAUGAGCAAGCCCUGGGCAUGCAGUUGCAGAAGAAGAUCAAGGAGCUGCAGGCCCGUAUUGAGGAACUGGAGGAGGAAAUCGAGGCAGAGCGAACCUCUCGGGCCAAAGCAGAGAAGCAUCGAGCUGACCUCUCCAGGGAGCUGGAGGAGAUCAGUGAGCGGCUGGAGGAAGCAGGAGGGGCUACGGCAGCUCAGAUCGAUAUGAACAAAAAGCGUGAGGCAGAAUUUCAGAAGAUGCGCCGUGACCUGGAAGAGGCCACGCUGCAGCACGAAGCCACGGCUGCCGCCCUGCGGAAGAAGCAUGCGGACAGCACAGCGGAGCUUGGGGAGCAGAUCGACAACCUGCAACGAGUCAAGCAGAAGCUGGAGAAGGAGAAGAGUGAGCUGAAGAUGGAGAUUGAUGACUUGGCCAGCAACAUGGAGUCUGUCUCCAAAGCCAAGGCAAACCUGGAAAAGAUGUGUUGUACUCUAGAAGACCAGUUGAGUGAGAUUAAGUCAAAGGAGGAGGAGCAUCAACGCAUGAUCAAUGAUCUCAGCACUCAAAGGGCUCGUCUGCAGACAGAAUCAGGUGAAUACUCACGCCAGGUGGAGGAGAAAGAUGCUCUGAUUUCUCAGCUGUCUCGAGGCAAGCAGGCAUUCACCCAGCAGAUUGAGGAACUCAAGAGGCACUUAGAGGAAGAAAUCAAGGCCAAGAACGCCCUGGCCCACGCCUUGCAGUCUGCCCGCCAUGACUGUGACUUGCUCCGGGAACAAUACGAGGAGGAGCAGGAAGCCAAGGGUGAGCUGCAGCGUGCCCUGUCCAAGGCCAACAGCGAAGUGGCCCAGUGGAGAACCAAAUAUGAGACGGACGCUAUUCAGCGCACAGAGGAGCUGGAGGAGGCCAAGAAGAAGCUGGCACAGCGCCUGCAGGAGGCAGAGGAACACGUUGAAGCCGUGAAUGCCAAAUGUGCUUCUCUGGAAAAGACAAAGCAGAGGCUGCAGAAUGAGGUGGAGGACCUGAUGAUUGAUGUGGAGCGAGCAAAUGCUGCCUGCGCAGCUCUGGACAAGAAGCAGAAGAACUUUGACAAGAUCCUGGCGGAGUGGAAGCAGAAGUACGAGGAAACGCAGGCUGAGCUGGAGGCCUCCCAGAAGGAGUCUCGCUCCCUCAGCACAGAGCUGUUCAAGAUGAAGAAUGCCUAUGAGGAGUCCCUGGACCACCUGGAAACGCUGAAGCGUGAGAACAAGAACUUGCAGCAGGAGAUUUCUGACCUCACGGAGCAGAUUGCAGAGGGAGGAAAGGCGAUUCAUGAGCUGGAGAAAGUCAAGAAGCAGAUUGAGCAGGAGAAGUCUGAAAUCCAGGCUGCCUUGGAGGAAGCUGAGGCCUCCCUGGAACAUGAAGAGGGGAAGAUUCUGCGCCUUCAGCUGGAGCUCAACCAGGUCAAAUCUGAGAUUGACAGAAAGAUAGCAGAGAAAGAUGAGGAAAUUGACCAGCUGAAGAGAAACCACCUCAGAAUUGUGGAGUCCAUGCAGAGCACCCUAGAUGCUGAGAUCAGGAGCAGGAAUGAAGCCCUGAGACUGAAGAAGAAGAUGGAGGGAGACCUGAAUGAAAUGGAGGUCCAGCUGAGCCAUGCCAACCGUGUUGCUGCAGAGGCACAGAAGAACCUGAGAAACACACAAGGAGUGCUCAAGGAUACCCAGAUACACUUGGACGAUGCUCUCAGGACACAGGAGGACCUGAAGGAACAGGUGGCCAUGGUGGAGCGCAGAGCAAACCUGCUGCAGGCUGAGAUUGAGGAGCUACGGGCAGCCCUGGAGCAGACAGAGAGGUCAAGGAAAGUCGCUGAGCAGGAGCUUCUGGAUGCAAGUGAGAGAGUUCAGCUCCUUCACACUCAGAACACGAGCUUGAUCAACACCAAGAAGAAACUGGAAACAGACAUUUCCCAAAUUCAGAGUGAGAUGGAGGAUACCAUCCAGGAAGCCCGCAAUGCUGAAGAGAAGGCCAAGAAGGCCAUCACCGAUGCGGCCAUGAUGGCAGAAGAGCUGAAGAAGGAGCAGGACACCAGUGCCCACCUGGAGAGGAUGAAGAAGAACCUGGACCAGACGGUGAAGGACCUGCAGCUCCGUCUGGAUGAGGCAGAGCAGCUGGCCCUGAAGGGAGGCAAGAAGCAAAUCCAGAAGCUGGAGGCCAGGGUGCGGGAGCUGGAAGGGGAGGUUGAUGCUGAACAGAAGCGCAGUGCUGAAGCUGUGAAGGGUGUGCGCAAGUACGAGAGGAGGGUGAAGGAGCUGACCUACCAGUCUGAGGAAGACCGCAAGAACAUUCUUAGACUCCAGGAUCUGGUGGACAAACUACAGAUGAAGGUGAAAUCCUACAAGAGACAAGCUGAGGAGGCUGAGGAGCUGUCCAGUGUCAACCUGUCCAAGUUCCGCAAGAUCCAGCACGAGCUGGAGGAAGCCGAGGAGCGGGCUGACAUUGCAGAGUCACAGGUCAACAAGCUCCGAGCAAAGAGCCGGGAGAUUCAUGGCAAGAAGAUAGAAGAGGAAGAAUGA
Messenger RNA from Centrocercus urophasianus (Greater sage-grouse), 4413 nucleotides. Its product is annotated as myosin heavy chain, skeletal muscle, adult-like. The record is from RefSeq and is a predicted model, not a curated record. Gene Ontology annotation, molecular function: cytoskeletal motor activity; protein binding; ATP binding. The annotation marks the transcript as partial. The transcript is spliced from 26 exons. NCBI's taxonomy places the organism in Eukaryota, Metazoa, Chordata, Aves, Galliformes, Phasianidae. Gene Ontology annotation, cellular component: myosin complex.